AUGUACAAGCGCAACAAGCAGCAGCCCUACGACGCCUUCCUGGUGCUCGAUGUAGAGGCCACUUGUGUAGAGGGCGCCGGAUUUGAUUACCCCAACGAGAUCAUAGAAUGGCCAGUGUGUCUUCUACGCUGGAAGGACCGAGACACCAAAGGGAAAGCACGAGAGGAGCUCGAAGUUGUCGACGAAUUCCGUAGCUUCGUGCGCCCCACAUGGCGCCCUCAGCUCUCCGACUUCUGCACGACCUUAACAGGCAUAACCCAGGAGCAGGUUGACCACGCGCCGCCCUUCCCCGAAGUCCUGGAGCACUUCCGCGGCUUCCUCGCGAAACACCAGUUGAUCGACGACGCGACGGGGCGCCGCCUCGCCCGCUUCUGCUUCUGCAGUGACGGUCCGUACGACGUGCGCGACUUCGUGAUUGCCCCACCCGCGUGGCUCACUUCCGACGUCGUCGACGUCCGUCGCGUAGUGGGCGAAUGGCACGCGAGCGCGACGGCAGGCGCAGACAGAAGCGCAGAACGUCGACCUCCGCAGUCCGGCGCAUUUCCCCUCCCACGACGGGUGACGCUCUCCAUCCCGCGCCAGCUGCAUGCGCUCGGGCUGGAGCCUUUCGAGGGCCGACCGCACAGCGGCAUCGACGACACACGCAACAUCGCCCGCCUCGUCGUCGAACUUGCUCGACGUGGCUGGAAGCUCGAGCCCAACACCCCUAUCAACCCAAACCGUCGGUGGCCAUGGAUGGGGAAGCGCGGGCGGAUUCUCGAGGAGUACUAUCCAUAG
Molecule: messenger RNA, 777 nt
Organism: Trametes versicolor FP-101664 SS1
Lineage: Eukaryota; Fungi; Basidiomycota; Agaricomycetes; Polyporales; Polyporaceae
Exons: 6
Coding region: 1-777 (258 amino acids)
Biological process (GO): exonucleolytic trimming to generate mature 3'-end of 5.8S rRNA from tricistronic rRNA transcript (SSU-rRNA, 5.8S rRNA, LSU-rRNA)
Molecular function (GO): nucleic acid binding; 3'-5'-RNA exonuclease activity
Source: RefSeq, a predicted model, not a curated record